AUGCCUCCCCGAUUAGCAGCGCUUACGGCGUAUUGCCGAACAGCGCCCGCCGCGGCUUUACCCUCAAUAGCCCUGCUGUCACCUUUCAUGCAGGGUCGCUUUUCCUCGAUUCUUGCAACGUUGUCCGAUAAUGCUGGGGCAUACAACAAGCGUAUUCGCCGUGGUCGAGGUCCCUCAUCAGGGAAAGGAAAAACAUCAGGGCGUGGUCAUAAGGGCCAAAAGCAGCAUGGCUCGGUGCCGGCCCGGUUCCAAGGUGGCCAAACGCCGCAGGACAUAGUCCAUGGAGUGCGAGGUUUUGAAAACCUUUUUUCCGCCGAAAUGUCUCCAGUCAAUUUAAAUCGGAUACAGUCUUGGAUAGAUCAAGGCCGCCUAGACCCAACGCGCCCUAUUACCGUCAAGGAGCUGGUCGAGUCGCGUUGCAUUCACGGGGUGAAGAAGGAUGGAGUCAAGCUUUUAGCAAGAGGAAAGGAGGAAUUGAAGACGCCUAUUAACAUCCUGGUGUCGCGGGCAUCUGCAGCAGCUAUCGAAACAAUUGAGGCCGCUGGAGGCAACGUCACUACUAGAUACUACACGCAACAAUCGAUAAAGAGGCUUUUGAAGGGCGAGUCGGAAUCAAGCUUCACCCCACUUGCUCUGGCGCCAAAUACUGCGGAGGUCUCUCCAACGUCUAAUACCACAGCAUCAUCUGCGUCACCAUUUUUAUACCGUUUACCCGAUCCCACGAGCCGUAAGGAUAUAGAAUAUUAUCGAGACCCAGCACACAGAGGUUAUUUGAGUCAUAUGGUUGGGGAAGGUCAAGGGCCUAGUUUGUUUUUCAAAACACCAAGAGUUGGAGGCCGGCGGAAGUCGAAAAAGCCUGGCACUGCAGCAGCUGCAAAAGAAAACCGUCUAUGGUAG
Messenger RNA from Venustampulla echinocandica, 897 nucleotides. RefSeq names its product Ribosomal protein L15. The coding region runs from base 1 to 897 and encodes 298 amino acids. Gene Ontology annotation, cellular component: mitochondrial large ribosomal subunit. The transcript has 2 exons. NCBI's taxonomy places the organism in Eukaryota, Fungi, Ascomycota, Leotiomycetes, Helotiales, Pleuroascaceae. Gene Ontology annotation, molecular function: structural constituent of ribosome. The record is from RefSeq and is a predicted model, not a curated record. Gene Ontology annotation, biological process: translation.